Molecule: messenger RNA, 360 nt
Organism: Pedinophyceae sp. YPF-701
Lineage: Eukaryota; Viridiplantae; Chlorophyta; Pedinophyceae
Source: the annotation of a GenBank genome assembly
AUGGCGGACGGGCGGGAGGAUGGCGCUGCGGAGGGCGGGCAGCAGGAGCCGCAGGCACAGGGGUCGGACGCCGAGCAGAGCAAGGGGCUGCAGCAUCUGACGACGGCCGGGAACAUGAAGGAGCGGGAGAUCAACACGGACAACCUGCAGGAGGUCAUGAUCGACGCCAUGAAGGCGCAGGCGGCCAUGCAGGAGAAGCGGCGCGCGAGGGAGCGGGAGCUGGCGGCGGUCAAGGUGGCGGACGCUGACGUCGCGGUCGUGGCGCGGGAGUUCGACUUGGACAAGAAGGCGGCGGACCGCGCGCUCCGGGAGCACGGCGGGAACCUCAAGGAGGCUCUGGCGGGCCUUUUAAGCAGCUAG